GAUGCCCCGAGCGGGCGUAUUUUGGAAACAAUACCGCGCGGUGCACAGUGGCCUCCUCCCGCGCCAGCCAGCCAGCUGCCGCCGCCGCCCCUGCCCGCGCCUCCCGCCACCCGCCGCAGCCCGGUGAGCGCGCGGGCGGCCGGGGCCGGCCGGAGUUGGAUCGCACCUCCUCGGGGAAGUGGGGAGAGGAGUCGUGCUGCGCAUGGGGGCCCGGGAAGGGUUGGGCUGCGGGCGUCUAGGGUGACCAUGAAGGACUGGAGCGCUUGGGUGCGGGAACGGGGUGCAGAACCCUCAUCUAGGUGCGCUGCUCCACCAGGGAACUUGGGGGUAGUAGCAUUUCAGACAGUAAGGAGUUGGGUCCAGGUGGACAGGGAACCUGCGGUUCACUGCUGAGCAGACCUGGGCUCCCGAGAACGGCCCGGCCUCUGGAUCUGACUUUGGGGUAGGACAGGGAGUUGUGGGGCGUCCAGCCUCCCUGCGGAGUCUGAAGGCUCCUCUCCUUAACAGCUGGGCUCUUUCCCUCCUUCCCAAUUGAGUCUGGGCGCCAAGCCCCCGAGUGCUCGUCACGCUGGACCCUGGCGCGGAGCCCUGGCAUCACGACUCGGAGGCCGAGACUCUCUCCUGGAGUCACCCAGGUCUGCUGUGUGUCGUGUGGGUGCGUGAGUGUGUAUGCAUGUAUGUGUGCGUUCCGAGAUUUUAACUCCUAUCGAGGUUCAGAGUGCCUGGCUAAGCACUUCUCCUGGGAGGAGGAGUCUUAAGUUCAGCAUCCCAGUUACAGCCCUUGGGGGCUGGGACGGCUCCAGCGGGCUUUGAUUCCCCUUGCUAGGAAUAAAGCCUUCCCGGGCUGUGCUCUCAAGAAGUGUGAUCCUCCUACCAGUUUGGACAUCACCCCCUCAGCUCAGGCGAAGGGGAGAAGAGGGUCUCCUUACCGCAUCCCGGUUUACACUUGACUUUGCCCAGCACCCCUCGGGAGGCUCCCGCGUACAGAAGAGCCACCUGCAGUUCCUGUGGAGAAUGGGUAGGGUCCCCAGGGCUUGCAGAGACACACCCUAUGGCUGCAUUUCCCCACAGUCCAGUCCAGGCAAGGGUUGAACUUUGGGGCUUUGCUGGGAGGGGGAGGGGGAGGUGACCGGCUUCAAAGGAAAAACCAAGACAAUGACUGCUGCUUGUGAUUGGCUUUGGAGGGCCCCUUCUUAGGCUGGGAUUGCCAGCUUGGGGAGAGAAGCCUGAAGGGCUGGAGGUGAGCCCCUGCCAGGUGACUGGCAAGACAGCACUUGGUCCUUUCAGCCAGAAACUUUGUUUCCUGGUGCUGAUAAGCUGAAGAUCUCCUACCCUCCUUUGGGAAACACUUUCCAAAGAACAGCGUGUGCCUGUUUUGCCAUCCAAGCGGGGGUCUCCUCACUCACCAGGGAAGAGGGCAGAGAUGGGGUCAUAGAUAGCUCACGGAUAGUUGGGAUGGAGGGAGGGUUGAAGCAAGCACCUCAGAGAGAGCUUGCAUUUAGGGAAGCCAAGAUUUUCUGAAUUUAAAAGAUUUUAUUUAUUUAUUUGAGAGAGAGAGAAUGAGAGAGAGCACAUGAGAGUGGGGAGGGUCAGAGGGAGAAGCAGACUCCCUGCCGAGCAGGGAGCCCGAUGCGGGACUCGAUCCUGGGACUCCAGGAUCAUGACCUGAGCCAGAGGCAGUCGCUUAACCAACUGAGCCACCCAGGCGCCCCAGAUUUUCUGAAUUUAAGUGAGAUGCCUUUAAGUACUUUACCAACCCACAGACCAUUUGGCUUGUUCUUCAAAGGCAAGAGACUGGGAGACAGAAUUCCCAGGGGAUAUCUAAUUGAAUCUGGCAGUGACAAACAGUAUCUCUCUGUAUCCUUAACCAUUCAGGUAGUUGCUGCUUCUGGCUGCCCAGGGACUCUUAACAGGUUCCUGGGUGUGUGUGUGUGUGUGUGUGUGUGUGUGUGUGUGUGUGUGUAGGGGGCUGUGUUGGGAGCCCAAGAUGCUGGCCGGCUCCAAGCUUAGAUUUCCAAGAGCCAUCAGGUGGAGCAAGAGGAACUUCUUCAUGACCAAGAAACUCGUAUCGACAACCUGAGUAGUACAGAGGCGGUGAGUGAGGUCACAGAAAGAGGGCUGAAUUUCACUUCCUUCUGUGAGGAAGGUUACACCAGUCUCAGGUUCAACGCUGACAGGAAUGCUGGGCUGUGGGGAAAGAAGAUUGAAGUCAUGGACACCAGUGAGUAGGCUGAGCUGGGGGAGGCUGGCCACAUGCUAGAUGUUGGACCUACCCUCUCGGCCAAGCUGUGGUGGACAGACAGCUCUCCUCUGCUGGGAGGGCAACGAUUAACUUGGGUCUUUCUGCCCUCUCUCCCAGGACACGCUUACCACACCGUGGAGCCUGUUUGUUGUGUUGAGCAAGCAGGGGGUGGAGACUAGAGUAGAUGGGCAUCUGGGCGGGGCUUAGCAGGUUUGGAGGGAACCUGGCUGCCCUCUGAUUGCUGGCUUUUGUUUUUGCUGCUCAGCUGGGAGCUCAGCUCAGACUGAGAGGAGAGCUGGCUGGUUACUCCUCAGGGCAGUGAGUGAGUGAGUGAGUGUGUGUGUGUGUGUGUGUGUGUGUGUGUGGUGAGCACUGUGUGUACAGCCAGUCACAGCACCCUCUGCCCUCCCACAGCCACUCACAGGGUCUAGUCUUGUUGACAUUUCCCCAGGUGUCCUGCAUGCUUGUAGCAGUUGAUCAUACCCCUGCUAUUGCUCAGAGUCAAUAGCAGUCAGACUUCGUGACCAGAACCAGCCUGGGUCAGAAGAAAAGGCCAAGGGGAGAUGGAUCCGCCUCAGUGUGUGGAGGAGCUAGAGGAUGAUGUGUUCCAGCCAGACGACGGGGAGCCGGGGACGCAGCCUGGGAGCUUGCUCUCUGCUGACCUGUUUGCCCAGAGCCAGCUGGACUGCCCCCUCAGCCGUCUGCAUCUCUUCCCUCUCACCCACUGCUGUGGCCCUGGGCUUCGACCCACCAGCCAGGAAGACAAGGCCACCCAGACCCUCAGUCCAGCCUCCCCGAGUCAGGGUGUCAUGCUGCCUUGUGGGGUGACCCAAGAACCCCAGCGACUCUUUUAUGGCAAUGCUGGCUACCGGCUCCCUCUCCCGGCCAGUUUCCCUGCAGGCUUGCCCCUUGGGGGGCAGCCCCCUGAAGGGCAGUGGCAGCAUCGAGCAGAGGUACAGAUUGCCCGAAAGCUUCAGUGCAUUGCAGACCAGUUCCAUCGGCUUCACAUGCAGCAACACCAGCAAAACCAAAAUCGAAUGUGGUGGCAGAUCCUCCUCUUCCUACACAACCUCGCUUUGAAUGCUGAUGAGAACAGGAAUGGGGCAGGUCCCAGGUGAGGCUGGGCUGCCCUCUUUGUAUGGGGCACCCACCGCAGGAAGGACAUCGGCGAGGACUGACACUGUGUCUUGUGAAGUUUGUUCAUUGCUGUUUUGCGUUUGCAUUUUCCAAGUUUCUCUCUGUGUACAUAAGACAUACCCCAAGCGGGGCCUCUUUCCCUGUUCAGGACCUCGACCAGGAAUGAGGGCCUUUGUCAAACACUGUUGAAGUUGAGGCUGAUAGGUCUGUGAUGUGGGACCUCCCAAGGGCUCUGACAAGUCUUCAGUGAGCUGUUGUUGAAGAUGACCAGGUAGUGAUGUUCUCCAGCGAGUGGACUGUAGUUUUCCCACAGGAGCUUGGUUAAGAACUAGGAGACUGGAUUAGACUCCUGGUCCCGCCAGCGCUCUCUUGGCCUUCAACCGUGGUCGGGCCCGAGAUCUGCCAGUCACACUGCUUUCAUCCCCCAGGGCCUCGGCCAGGGGCUUUCCAGCUGAGCAUGGCAACUUCCACUAAGGCCAGUCAGCCAGCUCCAUAUCUGGGUUCUCCUUUGGCCCAGCCAGUGCCUGCCCCAAGGGCUCAGGGAUUCUCGCCCAGCUCCUGUCAUCUCCAGCAGACCUCAGGGAGGGUUGGGUUUCUACAAGGACCCCUCAAACGUGCCGCAAAAUGAACCAAACUUCUGGGUAGGCCUCGAGUCUUACUUGCUCCCACUCGGAGGCCCCAGGAUUGGUCCCGAGGUGCAGGACCACUGUCACCUCUGGGUGCCUGGGACUGGCCUGGGUGUCCACCACAGAUGAGCCAAAUAGCCAAGGAACGGGCCAUAGCCAGCAGCUUGUGCCUUCGUCAGCUCUUCUUUGAAAAGACCCAGCCAACAGACUGCUUUCCUCCCCCAAUAUCAGCACUCUGGGGCACACAUGGGGCAGGAUUACCGUGGGGCUGGGAAAUGUGGUGGCCAUCCCACCUGUGAGAGUCAGCCCGAGAGGAACCCAGACCCCUUGGUUUCCUUGGAAACAACAUACCUCCUCCCGCUUAUCCCCAUUCCUUUUUCACACCUAGUGGGAUACAGGAAGAAGCCAGCGCCAUGGCUUUGUCAGCUGAACCGUGUCUUUUGGAGUAACAGACAAUGAUUAGAGCGUGCAACCGUCAAAGCUGGGUACACAUUUCCUGGCUUCCUUCAGCUUCCAGCUAGGCCAGAAGGGCGUGCUCGGGAGCUCAGCAGGCUCGCAGCUGCCUCUGAACUUCCCUUCUCUCCCUGCUGUGGCACUAAUGGAGAGAAUUUAAGGCAGCCAGGCUGGCAGCUCUGAAAGCAGAUGCGGGGAAUCUGAAAAGACACAGGGAAUCUGCUAACCAGAUACAUAGAAAUUAAAUUAUAAUUUUUGCCUAUGUAAGAAAAGAUAACAUUGGUGCUAACAUGAAGCAAGGCCCAAAGAAAAGGUGGCUUCCCUGGGCAGAGAAGACCUCAGGGCUACCCAAGGAAAUUGGAGGAGUCCAAGUAGACUCUCAAAUCUAAACAAGCCCAAGCUCCUCCAGUUCUACAGACAGGAGGUCUUCAGGAAGCAUUAAUCUACUGGAUGUACAGUUGGGCAGGUUGUUCACUGCACAAGGGCACCUGCCGAAGAAGGUAAUGGAAGUCAAAUCCAGCUCAUGCUAUGCCCACUAGGCUAUAUGCCCUAAUUUGGGGCUACGUCUGCUCAGAGGAAGGGGUGCCUUUCCUAAUUUGCAUGAAGGUGCCAUAUGGGCUCAGUGGCCCCAAGGUGAAAGACCUCAAACUGUACAUUAGCCUUUGUUUUGUUCUGCUUGGAUGUUCUGGAGGUAUUACCUCUUCUUGGCUAGAAUUGUAUUCUCAGGGUGUGUACCAUGGUUUGUCUGCUAAGAAGAUGGGUUCCUGCUUACAAGGAGGAGCCCAGGGAACAGGUGAAGACCAGCUCCGGGACACGCUGACCCUUGUGAAAUGCAGCCUUCUUUGCGUGUCUCCACACCAUUUUAGGACGUGCAUUGGACAUGUGCCAUUUUCCCCUCUCCUGGACCAAGGCAGUGACAGGCAGGUGGUGUAUGCUUGAGUGGCACACAAGAAAACCAGGAUUAUUUCUGCCAGCCACUUUGAACCCCUCUUAGCGGACUUCUGAGUGAGCUGAGUGAGAGAACAAAUAAAUGGUCCAGGGCCUCAACACUGAGGCAAAGCCAUCAGCUUCAGAAAUCUUGCCAGGCCCAGGCAGGAUGUCCUGUGGCCUGCCCCAAGAACUGAGCCCAGAGUUUGACAAGCCCACCUGAACACUGAGCCUGGGCCCAGAUGGAGGGUGGUCUGACUGCACUGUCUCCAUCUUAUGGGAAGCCAGGAACUAACUCACUAUCCUAAGCCAGCUGGGGCACAGUUUAAAACCCCCUCCUUCUCCCUUUUCCCCAAAACACCCAGGAGGUAAAUAGCUCCUGGAAGAAGAGAGGUUCCUUCUGGCUGGCUGGUUUUAAUUGGCCUAGUGAUCUAGACUGGCCCCUGCCCCCUCUGUCUGGUGAGUUGGUCUGAACAUUCCUCAAGUCCAGCCUCAGGAGACACAUCCCUCUCCCUGGGCCCCCAUCCCCCAUCCCCCACCCCCGGGAGCUUGGCUGUCUCUAGUUAGGGGGUGGAGAAUCAGAUUUGGAGGGAGGGAGACUCUGACCUGGCUCCUGACCUGUAACCAGCUGAAGACUUGUGGAGUUUUUGUGGUUUGCUGAGGGUGAGGGGUGGGAGAAGGGCUGGAAACCUCCCUCUUAUUAUAGAAAAGCCCCAGAGGGAGGAAGCCUGGUAGUCAGGGUCAAAAGAGCCCUUCAGUUCAGAACCCUAGAGUUUCUGGAAGCUGGUAGACAGAACUAGGGAGAGAACCCCACUCAGGCCAGACAGCUGACUCCCUCAGUGAGUCGAAGGACCCGGCGUGGCCUCCCUGCCUUUGCCUGCUUCAAAGUUUGGGCUGCUGGAGGGCUGUCCCCAUGGCCUUUUCUUGCUCAGUGCAAGGGAGAGAAAGAUCACCUCCCAGUGACCUCCCCAAGCCCUGAGGGGUGUGGGUCCAUGUCUAGAGCUUAUGUGGCAGGCAUGCUCCAAACAGUCAGAGGGGCCCAGCUGACUUGUCUCACUGUCCCCAGUGGCCCAGCCUCAUCCAUGGGGUGGCUCCAGCCUGGGCAUAGAAGGGGGGGAGCAGUGUUGUUUGGGAUGGUCCAGCCACGGCCUCCAGUGGGGGCUGGGGAGCCACUGCGCCUGCCCCGGUCAGUAAGUAGCCCACUGAGAGCUGGCAAGCUUGUGCCAUUUGGUGGACUUGAUGAAGAGGGGGUAUGGAGAGUGGAGAGCAGCAAAAACAAAAAGACUUCUGCCUCCAGGGCUCUGCGGGGCUUCUGGGAAUCAACGUUCAGCCUGGGCUGCAGGAAGCUGCAGGGCCUUCCGGGUGCAGGCAAAUCCUUGGUGGGACGCUGGACCUUGGCUGGGCUUGGUCCAGGAAAGGGUUAACUUACCUGCCCUCGAAGCCUCCUGGGCACACUGUGGGCAGGGGCACCUCGGCUGGUGGGGACUUGGAGCUUUGAGGGAAUAACACAGAAAGCCGAGCUCUUCCAAAGAUGCACCAGCCUUGCAGGCCACGGGAGCUGGGAGCCGGCACCCGGGUCUGCCCUGCCCCCUUCUCUGCAUGGGUGGCCAGCACCUCUCCCUGUUCUGUGAGCAUCGCCCAGUGGGCCGCCCCAUCCCUGGGUCCACAGGGGCUGUCAGGGGGAGACCCAGUGAGAAUGUAGCAUUUUGUUUAGCCCAGGUUAGCUGUCCUGGGUUCUAGGCACUCUGCCUCUGGGAGAGAGACAGGGAAAGAGAGGGAGGGAAAUGGGGACCCAUUGUUUUUUAACCUGUACAGAAUACUUGGCUUUCUGUUCUUCACAUGCAUAUGUGUGUGUGUAUAUUCUCCCCCAUCAAUUGGUACAAUUUUUAAUAAAACCAUUUAAAGCAAA
Molecule: messenger RNA, 7294 nt
Organism: Mirounga angustirostris (Northern elephant seal)
Lineage: Eukaryota; Metazoa; Chordata; Mammalia; Carnivora; Phocidae
Gene: BMF
Product: Bcl2 modifying factor
Exons: 4
Coding region: 2806-3360 (184 amino acids)
Biological process (GO): positive regulation of apoptotic process; negative regulation of autophagy; apoptotic process
Cellular component (GO): myosin complex
Source: RefSeq, a predicted model, not a curated record